This is a messenger RNA of Sinocyclocheilus grahami, 1793 nucleotides long. RefSeq names its product IQ and AAA domain-containing protein 1-like. NCBI's taxonomy places the organism in Eukaryota, Metazoa, Chordata, Actinopteri, Cypriniformes, Cyprinidae. The transcript is spliced from 11 exons. Gene Ontology annotation, molecular function: protein binding. The record is from RefSeq and is a predicted model, not a curated record. Bases 417 to 1793 code for a protein of 458 amino acids.
GCUUGACAUGCUCGCGGCUUAUCCGAUAAGAUCAGAAAACGAUGAAAAUGACCGGCUAGAGCUCUCAUUAUGUGUAAGAAUCGCAUUAUGCGUUAUAGUUGAUAGAGUAUUGUAUUCCGUUUUUAACUAGUUGCCUCGCUGCCCCCUCAGAAGCAGUGAAGAGGCUUUGAUCUCGUUGCCAUGGCAGCUGUCAGAAGCGCGCAGCAAACCGCAGCCUGCCUGGCGCGAGACUUGUCCAACUCAAGUUAGAAAUGCUUAACUAGUGAAUUCUAAUCGAGACUUACUGCUUGGAUGCAUUACUUCGCUUCGUUUAACCAUUUUAGUAUCGAAAGCGGCGGCUAUUAUGCUUUAACCCCUCUGAUAUUCAAAUACAGCUCUUUCUAAACUAAACUCUGUAGCGCGUGGAAUCACUAAGGAUGUCGCAGAGUUCAUAUGGCCAAAUGUGGAACGCUGCUCAGGGAGCUUUGGAGGACCUUUUGGAGGAUGAAUAUCCCACAAUGCAGCUCCGUCCUCAAAAGGACUGUCUUCAGGUCUUUCAGACACUGGCAACUUUCUACCUGCGCUACCUGAAGAUAUUCCGUGCCCUGGAGGAGGUUUACGAUCGGAUUGUUCACCCCCAGAAGAGACGUGUUGUGCACCAGGUUCUUGAGGGGGUGAUGGGACGACUGGUAGAGCUGAAGAAUGAGAUGGUGGAGCUGGAGUACUCAGAAUUUCACUACUUUGAUGAUAUAUUGCAGGACUUCAAAAUGACACCCGAGGAUCUUGAGGUGCCUAUUCCACGCUACUUUGUGAGGGAGAAGAUGAGGGCACUAAAAGCGAGAGAAAAGAUGCUGGCCCAUAUUUUGGCUAAAGGAGGACGUCAGGAAUGUAAAAUUCAGGUGCCAGUUCAGUCCAUGUCUGUGGAGCGGGCACUGUGGCUGCUGCAGGUCAGUGAGCGAGCUCGGCAGGGAAGACUGAGAGCUCGCUUCAUGAAGACAAUUCGGCAGGAGGAGCAAAGAAGACUUCAGGGUAACUCUACCAUGCUGGACCCUAACCAAGCAGCCACCUGCAUUCAGAAGGUUUGGCGGGGGCAUCGAGACAGGAGGAGGGUCAACAAGGAGUGUCUAGAGGAGAUGAUAUUUUUGGGAUUGAUACCAGCCCAGCAAACGACACCCAGCCCUGCCCAACUGCAUGCCCAGCAGGUGGAAAGCAGGAGGCAUUGUGUGCAGGAGGAGCAUGAGGCUGAGUACCAGAAGGCACUGGUCAGCAUCAAAGAGUCAGUGCGGUCUGUCGAUGGACCUGAUGUUAAAGAGAGCUUGCACAAACAAAUACGCCAGUGGUUUAUUGAGUGUUCUGUAGCUGCUGAAUUUGCUGCUAAAGAAGAAGAGAGGGAGAAGAAGAAAAAACUGAAGAGAGAGAAAGACAAAAAAGCAAAUGACCGCAAAAAGAAGAAAGGGAAGAUGAAAGGAAAAAAGGGGAAAGGAGAUACAGAGGAAGAAGAGAAAGGAUGGAAGAUGACUCCCAGUAACUUCCUUCCUGCAGUAGUCGAGGGAGCCAAACUGUACAAAGAGGUUUGGCAUAACCGAGAUGAAAAACAGAACUUCGCUCAGUGUUUUGAUGCUCAGUUGGUGCGUGAGGAGAAGAGAUUGGGAGUUGAAGAGGAGCUCAGAGUUCAGGUGGAUGAACUGAUGAGGCAGGAACUGAAGAACCUUAAACUGGUGGUGGACAGAGACAGGGGAAAGAAAAAGAAAAAAGUUAAGAAAAGUAGUAAAAAGGUGAAUGGCGUGCAUACUUCCUUUGAGAUAAGACCGUAA